Molecule: messenger RNA, 1801 nt
Organism: Astrephomene gubernaculifera
Lineage: Eukaryota; Viridiplantae; Chlorophyta; Chlorophyceae; Chlamydomonadales; Astrephomenaceae
Source: the annotation of a GenBank genome assembly
CUUUUGCUUAACGUAAUGAAAAGGUCUAGCUAAUAAGCAGAACAUAGUAACAUAGUUGAACGCCGAAGUUACACGUCGGCUGUAGGGAAGAAUGCAUAUGCUUGCCAAACCCGGUUCUAGCCUGGCAGUUAGCAAAGGCUGCUGUCAACAACAGAAGCAAGUUACUUGUCCAGUAGGGCAUUGUACAGCUGCCUCAGCUCCGUCCGCUCGGCCGGAUGCUUCUCAUCCGGCACUUUGCGCGUCCCAGCUACACUCUAGCCAACCAUGUACAUCAAGACAAUCGGUUGUAGCUAAUGCUCUUCCAUCAUCCUUGACUGCGCCCUGCCAAAUGGUAUCAGCGGCGGUCCGGUUCUACCACCUGUGCGAAACGAACGAUUUCCAUGACGUGGCAGGGAUCGUAACACCAGACGUUACGUGGAGGCAACGCGGCCUGCUCCAGGGGAAGCGGACGUACACAGGCGCGGAGGCGGUGCACACCGCACUCCUAAACAUGCAUGCAGCUUACCAGGAUUUGACGUACACCGUCAACACCUAUGCGGAGGAGGAGGGCCGCGUUGCCCUCUUCUGGACGGCCACGGGAACCAAUCGCAUGGGCCUGUUUGGCAUGUCGCCCAGUUUCAAGCGCAGCACCUUUUCAGGUGUCAGCCUGGUGCAGCUCCACACGGACGGCCGCAUCCGCGAGGUGAUCGAGUACCGGCAGCCGACGCACGAAGAGAUGGCCGCCUUCCUUCGCCAGGACCUGCCCGACCAGCAGCAUGGGGCUGUGGACCGGCUGCUGGCGCGGGGCCACGCGGCGCCCGCCUCCAGCGGCGGCAGCUACUGCCAGCUGCCCGUCACGCGGUCCAUCGACCCCAUGUGGCGCGUGCGGGCGAUGCAGGUCGCCACGGAGUGGGUGGAGAACUGGACGCCGGGGCCUGAUCUGGAGGAGAUGGUGCGGGACGACAUUGAGGAGUACAACAUCUACAGCUGGCCGGAUUUUGAUCAGGACGUGAAGGGCCGCGACGCCCUGGAGGAGCGCCGCAGCAGGAGCUCCCAGGACGCGGUGGUCAUCCGGGAGACCGUCGCUGACUCCACAACCAACGUCGUCGUCGUGCACUGGUUCGACUUUGAGCAGGCGCCUGCCUCCGCCGCUCGCGCCUCCGCCAGCAGCGCCGCGGCCUCCACCGCCGAACCUGCCAAGGAGUUCGCUGCCAUGACGGCGCCUCCGAAGGUCACGCCGCCCAAGCAGCAAGCGGCCCGAACCCCCAGCAGCGUGGAAGUGAAGAACGGCCAGUUGCGGGUGCACCUGUCGCAACCGCCCGCGCGUCGGUCGGCGUUGGGCAGUGAAGACGACAUUGGCGGAGAGGUGUUCAGCAGCCCUAGCAGCCGGCUGCACAAGGUUCGGGGCGUCACGCUGUUCAGGCUCGACGACGACUGCAAGCUGGCCUGGAUGGUCACCUUCCGCGAGCUCAAGUGCAAGGAGCUGGACACCUACCUGGUGGACGGGCAGUCGGCGGCCGCCACGGCCGUCCCCCCAGCCUCGCGGUAGCUUGGCUUCUUCGGCAAGAGGACGCAGCAGGCUGUGCAUCUGGCAGGCAGGAUGAGAUACACCAGGCAGCAGCAGGCGGCUCGCAUGUGUGGGGAGCGAGGGGCAUGCGACCGGAGCCGGCAUUCCAGGCUGUAAGAUGCGUGGCCGGCGGGGGGCUCCUUUGUUCCUUAGGGUAUUGGCUUGGUAUGAGGGGUUGAUGGUCGACGUCCUCUUCUGUGUGCGUUUGCUUUUGGAGGACAUUAGCAUGAUGAUGGGUGACGCAGCAGACACGGG